This is a messenger RNA of Melanotaenia boesemani (Boeseman's rainbowfish), 1807 nucleotides long. It is a transcript of the gene sgtb, whose product is annotated as small glutamine rich tetratricopeptide repeat co-chaperone beta. The record is from RefSeq and is a predicted model, not a curated record. Gene Ontology annotation, biological process: post-translational protein targeting to endoplasmic reticulum membrane. NCBI's taxonomy places the organism in Eukaryota, Metazoa, Chordata, Actinopteri, Atheriniformes, Melanotaeniidae. The transcript is spliced from 12 exons. Gene Ontology annotation, cellular component: TRC complex; membrane. Gene Ontology annotation, molecular function: molecular adaptor activity; protein binding. The coding region runs from base 91 to 1011 and encodes 306 amino acids.
GCAGGCGCAGAGGAGGAUGCGCUCAGUCUGACACGAGCCCUCAUGACGCGGUAGCAGCAGACAGCUGAGGAGCACAGUUUUGAGGUAAAAAUGGCUGUGGAGAAACGUCUGGCCUUCGCCAUUGUGCAGUUCCUCCGAGAUCAAACACAUUGUGGUGUUUUGAAUUCUGAUGAGCAGGAAAGCCUCGAGGUUGCAAUACAGUGCUUGGAGACCACCUUCAAGAUCAGCUCCAGUGACUGCCAUCUUGCAGUGCCACAGCCACUUAGAGAGAUAUUUCUCAAUGCUCUGCUCAAGAAUGACAACCUCACUUUACCAGAGACCUUCCCAUCUCCAGAAGACAUCGAACGGGCAGAACAACUUAAGAAUGAAGGGAACAAUCACAUGAAGGAGGAGAACUACAGAUGUGCAGUGGAGUGCUACACAAAGGCCAUAGAUCUGGACCUAAGAAACGCUGUCUAUUACUGCAACAGGGCUGCAGCACACAGUAAACUGGGAAAUUAUACUGAGGCAACUGGUGACUGUGAAAGAGCCAUUGGGAUUGACCCAACCUACAGCAAAGCAUAUGGAAGGAUGGGUUUGGCUUUGACAGCUAUGAACAAGUAUCCAGAGGCAAUUUCUUACUUCAAGAAAGCUUUGGUGUUAGACCCUGAAAAUGACACAUACAAGUCCAACCUGAAGAUCGCAGAACAGAAGCAAAAAGAAGCAUCCAGCCCAAUAGCUGCUGGAUUGGGAUUUGACAUGGCUAGCUUAAUCAACAACCCUGCCUUCAUCAGCAUGGCUGCAAGCGUUAUGCAGAACCAACAAGUGCAACAGCUUAUGUCAGGAAUGAUGUCUAAUGCAGUUGGAGGUCCUGCAGCAGGAGUGGGAGGACUGUCAGAUAUCUCCAGUUUGAUUGAAGCGGGACAGCAGUUCGCCCAGCAGAUCCAGCAGCAGAACCCCGAGCUGAUCGAACAGCUGAGGAACCACAUCCGGAGCCGCUCCUUCAGUGGCAGCGCCGAGGAGCACUCAUGAUCUUUUCAGCCACACUUCCCCCCCUACCCCCUCCCAUGAGGAAGAGCCACUAUAUGGCGUGAUAGCAAUCUCUACACCCACUUCUUUAAGUCAAAUCCCCGGCGUAGCUGGAUUGAAGAGACAAGGAUGGGGCUGAAGGCACUUUACUGUGAAGAAAAGGCCCUGAAGUGGAGGCAGGAGGGCCUGGAGACUGGAACAUGAUAUGAAACAUCCCACAGAUGUAGGAGAAAACAUACCUUACUCACUGAUAUCUUACUACAUGUGUGAAUCCUUUCCUCAGAGCUUUUACAUCAGGCAGAGAUCAUGUUUUAUAUGUGCUGAAACUACUGCCGUCUUCAUGUUAUGAGUUGAGGAUCCAUCCGUCUGGUCAUGAUGGAUAGAGGGUUAGGGAGGAAUGUACUCUAACUGCAUUUUCAGCCUUUCUCAUACAAAUCUGGUUUACUUUGUUUAUUCUAUUUUUGUAGUCAGAAUUCUCUGUAAUUGUUUAUUGCAAAACCAUUCAGUCUUUGAACACAUGGGACUCAUCGUUGCUUUGUAAUAAUUAACUUUUUAAUUAAGACCAUGUAAGCGUAUAGCAGUGUUUGCAGCCUUUUGUUACGCUGUUAAAGCACUUUAGCAGGAAUAAAUGCUGUCCCCUUUGAGCAGGUUUAAUUACUGAUGAACAACAUAUUCAUAGUUUAUUUUGCAUGCUCUAAAAUCUGGUAUUUGAGCUCCGAUACUUUAUGGAAACAAGUAGGUAUGCCACGACAGUACUAGGUUUUAUCUAAUACAUAUGAAUAAAUGUCUUGAAACUGAA